Molecule: messenger RNA, 2228 nt
Organism: Brachypodium distachyon (stiff brome)
Lineage: Eukaryota; Viridiplantae; Streptophyta; Magnoliopsida; Poales; Poaceae
Exons: 12
Coding region: 402-1931 (509 amino acids)
Biological process (GO): arbuscular mycorrhizal association
Cellular component (GO): nucleus
Molecular function (GO): sequence-specific DNA binding
Source: RefSeq, a predicted model, not a curated record
UCUUGCCUGUUCUUGGACCGCCUGCCGAGAAGAUUUCACCAUCCUCCAUGUCCAUGUGAAAUCUUCCUGGCGAGAUCAGCAGAAGAACCCGCCCCGGGUCAGCGGCAGCGAUGCGCGUCCGUGCGCCGGCAGGAUUCGCCCGCCGGCGAUCACAGCUGCAAUAAACAAAUACUACUAUGUGUUGAGUGAGGGCAAGGUUUCAUGUACACAAGUUGCUUCUUCUGCGGCCGCCGCAGCAUCGAUCGAAGGCGACGCUGACGUGCCGCCUGCCUGCCUAACCUCGCCGUCAGUGAUGGAUGCACCUGGACAGAUCUUUGGUCAGAGCUCCUCCCUUGACUGGAGAUAAAAAACAGUUAAGGUAAAGUCUAUCAGGAAAGGUGGGGUGAGCUGAGGAGGUGUUCAUGGAGAUGGAGGGGAGGGGCCUGUCUGACCUGUUCAGGAACACCAGUGAGGAGAUCUUUCUGAAGGCGGUGAUGGAGAACUCGAUCGGAGUGGCAGCGGCACCGAGCAUGGAGAUGAUGGGGUUCAGAAACAUGUCGCAAAGUUUCAGAGAAGACAGCGAGGAGUUGUUCAACAGCUGGCUUAUGAAUGGAGAGAUUCCAGGCUUUGGUCACCUGAAUAAUCGGCCUCGGCAACCUUCUAGGUUGUCAUCAGAAGUGGCUGGUAUUCAACAACAUGGUCUUCAACAACAGGACAUUUCACAACAAAAUUUUCUCACCGAAAACAUAAUUCCAGAGAACUCUGUGGUUCCUCCUGAAUACACGACUAACCAUAACCAGCAACCGCUUAGGAAUGCAGCAGAGAAAGGAAUGCAAGCCAGUGAUAUACUUUUGGCAAAGGCCUGGUUCCACUGCACUCAACCAAUGACUAGAAGCAGAUCUUCAGAACUGAGGAGGAGGUAUGCUGCGAUGCAAAGUAAUUUGGCACCAAUAGUGACAGGAACACAUAAAGCAACUGACCAAUUGAGACUAGAUUUCACAAACGUAAACUCCGCUAACAGUACCCCAAGGGGCAACACACCCAUUCAGACCCCAACAUUUAUAUCUCCUUCAUGUUCAUCGACGUCCCCUUUGGAUAGUCCGCAUAUGGUAGCACAAGAUACCGUUACCUCAGUUGUUAGCAUGCUCAAGGAUACGCUCGAGCGCAAGAAGCUCGGUAGCCCUGCCAACAGAGACGCCUCACAUGGCAGUUCUUUUGGGUUUUACGACAAUCAGCAGUUCCAACACAACAUUCUUGGAGGAACAAACAUCUUUCCCCUGGUGACAACAGCCCAUGCUCAGGACUCCCUGAUGCUUCCUGAAGUCGAGAGACCCAUGGAACCAAACACUGGGAACUUUGUUGCUCCUACGAACCAGGUUUGGAUCAGUGCAGUGUCCCGGGAGCCCUCACAGAGUGGAUCAUCUACCGCUAUGACGGCCCAGUCAGCUGGGUUUGAAGUAUGUGAUGAGCUACCUCCCAUGGGUCAAGCACUGUCUGUGUGUGAGAGCACUAGGAGAAAUGCUGCAAAUGGGACAUCUGACUGUAGAUCAACAGGCAAAGACUACAGAGAGAGGGUACUAAAAGAUAAUCUGAAGGAUGACAGAAAGAAAGUGAGCCUGACUCGAAUGGGAUCCAUCUCAUCAGAACAAGCAGUUGAUAAAGGAGAUCCCACGAAGAAACGCAGGGUAGAGCGCACACGCAAAAUGGCAGAAGCAAAGGAACGAAGUUCAACGCCAGUAAUACCAUCCGACAUGCAAGCGGUACUUAAGCGCUGCGACAAUCUAGAGAAGGAGGUCCGGUCGCUAAAGCUUAACUUGUCAUUCAUGAAUCGGAAGGACUCAGAACAGACAAAGCAGAUCGAGGACCUUCAGAAGCAAAACGAAGACCUGGCGGAAGAGAAGGAGCGGCUGCUAGAGGAGAUCGAACGAAUCGCCUCUGAUUCCACCACAUAAUCAAUCACCUUGUCACUAAUUGCAGUGGACUUGGAAAGAGUCCCUACUAUACUACCUAGAUACAGAUACACACCCACACCAGAGGCAGCAGAAUUAUAACAGGUGCUGGCCUGAAUGUACCAUUCUAUUCAUGUUCUUGUCCUAAUUUAACAAAAUACAGUGAUUGUGAACUGAAUUUUUAGUUGUAUUCAGCAGUCCCUAUGGUAGCUUGAACUAAUCAGACAGAGUGACAAACAGCACCACAUAUAAAGCCGGUAAUGCAAGAUGUUCAGAAAUAAGGACAGGAUUUGCAUUGUU